CCGCCUAGCGAGGUCGGCCGUCCGGGCCGGGGCGGUAAGGAAGGAGCCGUAGCUUCUCCCUGCGACGCGAGGAGCUGGUGCUUCGGCACGCCCCCACCCCCCACCCCCCCGGGUGUCCGAGGCGCCCUCUGGGCCCACGAUGAUGGCGGAGCAGGUGAAAUGCGCUUCGGCGGGGGGCGGCUCCGGAGCGGGCUCCGGGCAGGUGGUGAACACCGAGCUGGAGGUGAAGAAGCUGAAGGAGCUGGUGCGCAUGCUGGAGAAGCAGAACGAGCAGCUGCGUAGCCAGACGGCCACCGCGUCCGCCGCCCCGCACCUGCUGCUCCUGUCGCCGCCGCCGCCGCCCGCCGCGCCACCGCCCGCCGGGGCCUGUAGCCCCUUGGCCCCGCGGAGCCCUCCGGCCGCCGCCGCCGCCUCGGGGGGCCUGGGGUUGGGGCUGGCUUUGGCUGCUGGGGGCGGCGGCGGCAGCGGCGGCUCCAGCCCCGCUUUCCCGGGGACCUACUGCCUGCCCAGCCCGGCGCCCUCCCUGCUCUGCAGCCUGGCGCAGCCCCCCGAGGCUCCCUUCGUCUACUUCAAGCCUGCGGCGGGCUUCUUCGGCGCGGGCGGCGGCGGCGGCGGCCCGGAGCCCGGGGGCGCGGGGACACCGCCGGGGGCCGCCGCCGCGCCCUCCUCGCCGCCCCCCACGCUGCUGGACGAGGUGGAGCCGCUGGACCUGGAGAGCUUGGCCGCCUGGCGGGAAGAGGACGACUACACCUGGUUGUACGUUGGCUCUUCAAAGACAUUCCCGUCAUCAGAGAAAUCCCUGAGCGCUUUGCAGUGGUGUAGACAUGUCCUAGAUAACCCGACUCCGGAGAUGGAAGCAGCAAGGCGUUCCCUGUGCUUUAGACUGGAGCAAGAGUUAGUGACCUUUGUAAUUAAUUUAUCCUCGGACUCUCCAAAUGAAACCUUCACAGUGCGGUUAGAUGUGGACGCCGACCAAGGGUUUUCAGCCAGCCGAUGGCGAAGUCUCUUCCCUUCAAAUGUCUCACUGGCUUUUCCUUAUAGUCCUGUGGCGAGACUCAGCCCUUAUAGCAAUGGCAUUAAUACUCCCAGCUUCUCUAAAACCUCAAAUAAAGCAAUACUAACACCUGAAAGAACAGGUUACACAUCCAGGGGCUCCCCUCUCAGUCCCCAGUCAUCCAUAGACAGUGAGCUGAGUACUUCCGAGCUGGAAGAUGAUUCUAUCUCCAUGGGAUACAAGUUACAGGACCUCACAGAUGUUCAGAUCAUGGCUCGUCUGCAAGAAGAAAGUCUCAGGCAAGACUAUGCUUCUACUUCAGCAUCUGUGUCGAGACACAGCUCCAGUGUGUCACUGAAUUCAGGAAAAAAAGGGACAUGUAGUGAUCAAGAAUAUGAUCGAUUCAGCCUGGAGGACGAGGAGGAAUUCGAUCAUUUGCCACCACCUCAGCCCCGUCUUCCAAGAUGUUCCCCUUUCCAAAGAGGAAUACCCCAUUCACAGACUUUCUCCAGCAUUCGGGAGUGUAGGAGGAGCCCCAGUUCCCAGUAUUUUCCUUCAAAUAAUUACCAGCAGCAACAGUAUUAUUCACCUCAAAUCCAGACUCCAGAUCAGCAGCCAAAUAGGACCAAUGGAGGAGACAAGCUCCGAAGAAGUAUGCCUAACCUGGCUCGGAUGCCAAGUACAACCACUGUUAGUAGCAAUGGGAGUUCUCCAGUCACCGUGCGGAAUAGUCAGAGUUUUGACUCAAGCUUGCAUGGAGCUGCAAAUGGAAUUUCAAGAAUACAGUCUUGUAUUCCGUCCCCAGGACAGCUCCAGCACAGGAUCCACAGCGUGGGACAUUUCCCAGCAUCAGUGCGGCAGCCUCUUAAAGCCACGGCCUACGUGAGCCCAACCGUCCAGGGCAGCAGUAACGCGCCCUUAUCCAACAGCUUACAGUUAUACUCCAACACGGGGAUCCCCACCCCAACCAAAGCUGCAGCUUCCGGCAUCAUGGGCCGCAGCGCACUUCCAAGACCUUCACUGGCAAUAAAUGGGAGUAACCUGCCUCGAAGCAAAAUUGCACAGCCUGUCAGAAGCUCCAUGGAGAAAAACAGUGAAGCUGACUUUUGAAUCCAGGUGUAUCUGAUCUCAGAAGUCUGUUUUUACCACUACUGCACUCUUCUGUGAACAUAUGUAGUCAAGUCAGUACAUUUAAUAAAAAAUGAGUUUAUAUUCUGCUGAGAAGAUGAAAGAAUUCAACUCAUUUGCAAAUCAAAUAUUUCAUUUAUAUUCAAAAGAGUGUUCAGCCCUUGCAAUAAAAACCAAAGAUCCCCGCACCUUGGAAUUUACAUUCCAGUUAGGAGACAGACACUAAACCACAUACAAGUAAGUAGAUUGCAAUACAUUAGGUCUUCAGUGCUAUGGCAAAAGAGGAAAAGGAGCUGAACAUCAGGGGAGUUGAGAGAGUGGAGAUGGGGAGAGAUCACACUAUUAAGUGGGGUCAUCUGGGUAGAUCUCACUGAGAAGUUGACACCUGAACAAAGACUUAGAGAUGGAGGGUCCACCUUAAAGCUAUUUCACAGCCUCGUUCACCUGGAAUUCUACUGGACACAAAAUAAUGUUGGUGGUCAUUUUCGCAGUUCUCCCUAGGGUGGUAUAGAACAUUUAUUCUAGAUGCAUACAAGAGAAUUUAAUGUAUUACAUCAACAGAGGCCCUAAGGUACAGCUUCUCAAAACGUGGUCCUCACACUAGCAGCAUUAGAAUUAGCAUUUCUUGGAAACUUACUAGAAAUGCAGAUCUUUAAGCUCACCCCAGACCUGUUGACCCUCUAGGGGCCCUCUAGGUGGUUUGAAGAGCCAUCUGUGAGAAGAGCUGCUGGAAAGGAGGAAGCCACCUAGGCGAAGGCUUAGGACAGUGUACAUCCGUCUGGGAUGUCUGAGGAAGAGCAGAGAGGCCAAUGUGGCUGCAGGCAGAAGGAACACAAGGGAAGCAGUAGAGAUGAGGUCAGAAAGGAGAGAGGGGAAGGCCUGUGGAGGGCAUGUGGGCCACAACAAGGCUUUGACUCUACUCUGGAACGGGAGCUGUUCAUGGUUUUGAGCAGCAGCGUUCAUGAUUUGACCUUUUAAAGGUAUCACUCGUAUUUGAUGGGAACAGACUAAGAAAUGGAGAUGCGUAAAAAUGAACUGUUCAGUUUAGGCAAGAGAGAUGAUGAGCUAGGCCAGCAGGAUAGUAAUGGAGGAGAUAAAAUGGUCAGAUUCAGGCUACCUUUUAAAACGGUAGCUAUCAGGAUGUCUUUGUGGAUUGGAUGUACUGUUAGAAACCAGAAGAAAAACUCCAGGUGUUUGGGCUGGCCACUAGAAGGAUGGAGUUCCUCCAACAGAGAUGAGGAAGCUGUGGGUGGGGAAGGUUUGAAACCAUGGUCCUGUGGCUGAGCUCACGGACACCCUGUAUCUCAUGUGCAGUCCUCACACUGGGUAAUAAACCAGAACGCACACAGAAGGGGUCCUGAGAAGCUCAGUUUUCCAACACAGAAGGGAACUGUGAUGCUGAGUGAACUCAGCCAAUCUAGCCCAGCUGACAUGUGUACUAGUUAGCUAUUGCUACAUAACAGGCUUCAGUCAUGGCUCUGUGGUAAAGAAUCUGCCUGCCAAUGCAAGAAACAUGUUCAAUCACUGGGUUGGGAAGAUCCCCUGGAGAAGGAAAUGGCAAUACACUCCAGUGUUCUUGCCUGGAGAAUCCCAUGGACAGAGGAGCCUGGUCGGCCACAGUCACUGGAGCCGCAGAGAGUAUGACGUGACUGAGCAACUAAGCACAAAACAGCCUUACACUUAGGUUUUGCUAACUAGAGUAUUUUUGCUACCUUUUCCUUCACGAGUGUCAUGGAUAUUCUUGUUCCUUUGCAUUUCCAUAUGUAUUUUUAAAUAAACUAGCCAGAAAAACACCCUGUUGGAAUUUUGAUGGGAUUGCAUUGAAAUUAUAAUUCAAUGUGUUGGAAAUUGACUGUUUACAUGUUGAAUUUUAAAAUCCUCAAACAUGGUCUACCUCUUCUUUUAUGGACUGAGGUAUUCUUUAAUCUCAAUAAAAAUAUGCAGGUUCUCCCCAGAGGACUGAAAUGCCUUUUGCAAGGUUAAUUUCUAGGUGUGUGAUACUUUUUUAUGUGAUGUUAUACUUAUGAUAUUUUAAAAAUUUCAUUCCUAAUGGUUGGUUUCAAAUGUUUUAUUCAACCACCUUAAACGUAUGUAAGUUAUAUUAAUUUAUAUUUAGACUCUUCAUAUACACAGUCAAAUGUAUGAAUAUUAGAUUUCUUUCUUUCCUAUAUCUUGCCUGUGAUCUUCAGUGAAGUGUUACAUACAAAUGAUAACAGAUAACCAUCUUUCUGCUAAUUGAAAAGCUUUCUGGUUUUACCAUUAGGUUUCAAAUUUGCUGAUAGCUGUUUAUCAUAAAAGAAUGUGAAUUUUAACAAACUUCCUGCAUAUAUUAAAAUGUGAUUCUCAGUUUUUUUAAGUUUAUUUUUAAUUGGAGGAUAGUUAGCUUACAAUAUUGUAAUGAUUUCUGCUAUAUAACACCAUGAAUCUGCCACAGAGAUACACGCAUCCUCUUCCUUCUAAACCUCCCUCCCACUUGCCUCCCCAUCCCACCCCUCUAGGUUGCCACAGAGCAUUGGCAUGUGAUUAUCUCAUUUAAUCUAUUAAUGUGAUGACUUUAUGAUGGAUUUUUUAAUGUUGAAUCAACCUUGAAUUAUUGAGAUAAAUCCAACUUGGUCAUAAUGCAUUAUUCUUUUUUAAAAUAGAUUAAUUUGAUUUACUAAUAUUUAGAAGUUUUGUCCAACUUUUGGAAUAAAAUUGUUUUAUAAUUUUUCUUUCUCAAACUGUCCCUACUAAGUUUUGGAAUGAAGAUGGUGUUAGUCUCAUAAAAUGAGUUGGGGAGUACUUUGUGUUUUUGUAGCUGGGAGGAUUUGUUUAAUAUUGGAGUUAUUUCUCCCUUACAUAUGUGAUAAAUCUUAGUGGUAAAGUCACUGGGGCCUGGAGUCUAGUCAAGUCAUGUUUUUAAAAUCUGAUCUUGUGUUUUGUCUACUUCCAAAAGCAUGAUUAAACCUCUUUAUUGGUGGAUUAUCUAUAUACUCUUUGGAGUUCUGUCAGAUUUUGCUGUAUGUCUUCUUAUGCCACAUGAUUUGGUGUGUACAUACUUAGUAUCUUUCAUCUUCCUGGCAAAGUGAACCUGUUAUCUUUGAACUAGUCUUCUGUAUCUUUUUUUAAAAUGUCUUAAAAAUCUAUUUUUCAGAUCUUAAA
Messenger RNA from Bubalus bubalis (water buffalo), 5263 nucleotides. RefSeq names its product SLAIN motif family member 1 (gene SLAIN1). Gene Ontology annotation, biological process: microtubule nucleation; cytoplasmic microtubule organization; positive regulation of microtubule polymerization. Bases 140 to 2104 code for a protein of 654 amino acids. Lineage: Eukaryota; Metazoa; Chordata; Mammalia; Artiodactyla; Bovidae. The transcript is spliced from 9 exons. The record is from RefSeq and is a predicted model, not a curated record. Gene Ontology annotation, cellular component: microtubule plus-end.